Beta vulgaris subsp. vulgaris (sugar beet) is the source of this 1315-nucleotide messenger RNA. Its product is annotated as Golgi SNAP receptor complex member 1-2. Gene Ontology annotation, cellular component: Golgi membrane; SNARE complex; cis-Golgi network. The transcript has 6 exons. The record is from RefSeq and is a predicted model, not a curated record. The coding region runs from base 286 to 1002 and encodes 238 amino acids. Gene Ontology annotation, biological process: endoplasmic reticulum to Golgi vesicle-mediated transport; vesicle fusion. Lineage: Eukaryota; Viridiplantae; Streptophyta; Magnoliopsida; Caryophyllales; Amaranthaceae. Gene Ontology annotation, molecular function: SNAP receptor activity.
UUGUGUAAACAACAAAUCAACUAAUCAAGUAUCAGUUUAGCAAAUUUAGAUCACUGUUUUUCUCCCUUCCAUUUUUUUUUUCAACUUUGAUGCUAGAUCUCUUUAAACCGGGAAAAAAAACAAAGAAAAAAAAACCCUCUAAUAAACUCCACUAGAAAACCCUCAUUAACAUCAAAUUAACAAACACCCAACAACAUCAACUCACUCACUUUUAUCAAACUUAGUCAAAUUUUGCAGAAUUCCCAAAUUUGAUUUUCUGGGUUGUAUUCUGGUUAAGUGGGUAAGAUGGCGGAUCUAAAUUUGGAGUUACAGGAAUCUGGGUGGGAAGAGCUUCGAAAAGAAGCUCGGAAGAUUGAAGGUGAUCUUGAUGUUAAGCUUUCUUCUUAUGCUAAACUUGGUGCACGUUUUAGCCAAGGUUACAUGGAUACUGGAUCCCCAACAGUGAGCUCGAGCAGGUCAUGGAAGUCUAUGGAAAUGGAAAUACAGUCUUUAAUUGAGAAGCUAGUAGAUAUAAAUGAUUCAAUGAGCAGAUGCGCUGCAUCUGCUACUCCGGCUACAUCAGUUACUCAAAAACUGGCAAGACACAGAGACAUACUUCAUGAGUUUACCCAGGAAUUCAGGCGUAUCAAGGGAAAUAUAAGUUCAAUGAAGGAACACGCAGAGCUCCUUAGUUCUGUGAGAGAUGACAUUAGCGAGUACAAGGCAUCAGGGACUAUGUCUCCUAAGAUGCAGCUGCUACGAGAAAGAGGUGCAAUUCAUGGAAGCAUAUCUCAUAUAGACGAGGUAAUAAAUCAAGCUCAGGCAACUAGAUCAGUCUUGGGUUCUCAGAGGGCAUUGUUUGGCGAUGUUGGAGGAAAAGUUAAAGUUCUAAGCGAGAAAUUUCCUGUCAUCCGUGGCCUUCUUGGUUCAAUUAGAAGGAAGCGCUCCAGGGAUACGCUUAUUCUCUCUGCUGUCAUCGCGGCUUGUACUUUGUUCCUUAUUAUCUACUGGCUCUCAAAAUGACAGUAACAGUACCGGAAAAGGAAAAACUCUUACUAUAAUCAUCUGCAGAUUUUUUUUUGUUUCUGUAAUUUGCUGGUAAUAUAUAGGACAGUGAACCCUUACAAUUGCAAUAUAUGAGUGGGAAUUGCCCAACAGAAGAGGUUCUUUCUGCUUUUCCCUUUUUAUUUUUCUCUUUUCUUUUGCCCUAAUUGUCUUGCAUAUGGGGAAAAGAGCAGAAACUUGUGAGUGUAAUUUUGGUUUAAAUGAUCACCUCUCAUUUGCUAUGGUGUAAAGAAGCUCUCUGGUAUAAUAGCAAUUCAAAAGCUUUGAAUUA